AUGGCGUCUCGUACGAAGAUAAUAUGCUAUAUUUUGCUGGGCCUCAUAUUUGUAUGUACCCUCAUUGACGGCGCGGUGGGGGAAGAGAAGUAUUAUAAUGAUGGUCAUGGUGGUGGUCGGUAUGGUGGUGGAGGACAUGGUGGUGGAGGCCACGGUGGGUAUGGCGGUGGAGGACAUGGUGGUGGAGGGCAAGAUGGGUAUGGUGGUGGUGGGCAUGGUGGUGGGAGAGGUGGCCACGGUCCUCCUGGCCAUGGACACUAG
Molecule: messenger RNA, 261 nt
Organism: Cryptomeria japonica (Japanese cedar)
Lineage: Eukaryota; Viridiplantae; Streptophyta; Pinopsida; Cupressales; Cupressaceae
Product: cold and drought-regulated protein CORA-like
Exons: 1
Coding region: 1-261 (86 amino acids)
Source: RefSeq, a predicted model, not a curated record